AUGGAGGGUAAGAAUAUCACCUAUGUGGAUGAAACGACCGGGAUGAUGCCAGUUCACAUUGCUGCUGCUUGGGGUAACCCGAAGUGUUUAGAAACAUCUCCUUCAGCCGGCAUCAUACUAAAGCUGGAGGAUUUGCAAAAUACAAGUGAGCGAACAAAGAAUACGGUCCUAGUGGAUCAUGGUGCUGACAUAAAUCAGCAUGAUGAACUGUUGUGUACCCCGAUGCACCACGCGGCGCGCAACGGUCACACGCUCUGCCCCCUCAAUAUCGCGGUAAAGAACUUGCUCGCCUUUUUAGAAACAUUCGAAUGGUUAAGAGAUCACGGUGCAGAUGUGACUGGGCGCAACCUUUUUGGCCAAAGCCCAGCGGAUAUGGCACUUGCAAACGAUUUUCCUGACUUGGCCGAUCAAAUUCGAAGGUUUGGUCUGCGGAAAUCAAAAUUUCCCAGUGAAAACAUGCCAGGUGAUGGAGCAGAAGCACAACAGACCGGACAAACAGACCAAACAGAUGCUUCAGCUGCUCAAUGA
Molecule: messenger RNA, 528 nt
Organism: Opisthorchis viverrini
Lineage: Eukaryota; Metazoa; Platyhelminthes; Trematoda; Opisthorchiida; Opisthorchiidae
Exons: 6
Coding region: 1-528 (175 amino acids)
Molecular function (GO): protein binding
Source: RefSeq, a predicted model, not a curated record